GGCCUGGACCAACAUCAAGUACCACUACCGCCGUCAGUUUAUCUCCCUCGAACCGGUCCAGCACAACCCAACAACCUUUCGCAACACGAGGCAUAUCUACACCUACACCUACACAAGUUAGCUGAGCCCGGUCUUUGCUGGCAAUAAUCGUCCGCCUCACACUCCUUUGGCCGGUACCAUCACACGUUUUUUGCCGUUACCCUGGUUUUGGUAAACGAAGGUUUCUUCUCAUCCAGAACCCUUCCCCCCAUCUUUCCCUCAAUAUUAGAACUACAACAAACAUAAACCGUAUUCACAGACAGGGUCUAUAAUCCAUAAUGGCUCCUCCAUCUACACGACCGGAGCAUCAGAUUAAUCACAAUUAUCUGCCACAGCUCACCUCCCAGCCGCCGCGUUCGGGCUCCUCCACCGCGGCUACCUCGCCCAUCGAACCCCCAUCUGGCGGCCAGAUUCGCUUCCCAGCCCCUACUUCGAAUGCUCCCGCCAACUUGGGAAGUGCAACCGCCGGUGUGAGGUUGGGUGCGGGGUCCCCUUCGCAUGAAUUCGGUGGUAGUGGCAGGUUAUUUUCCAAACGCGCACGCGAGAUCCAAGCUCAGGAAGGGCUUACUCCUCAACUAUGGGGUCCUCCCACCAGCGGCAACUCCACACCUCUCCGUGAGACCAUCCCCGAAUCGCCAAAUGGUGAAAGCUUCCCAGACUUCAACCAGACCAUGCCGGACGCCGCUGCAGCUACCCAGACUUCCACUCGUCGCGCCCGCGCUGGCACCCUGCCAUCGAGGUUCUCUGCCUCGACCGCAACGGGCGGAUUGCUCCCCAUGCCGUCUUCGUCUCUCAUCCCCAAGACUGCUCGCCCGACACCUUCGACGAGCCCGUUCAAGCCAGGCUCUGGCGCUCCAGGUGAUGCUUCCAACUUCCCCGCUGGGGCAAACAACGCUGCCGCCAAAUCUGCACUACUGUCACGUCUUCGAGCAGGUUCGAUGCCUCAGCGACCUGGCUACAUCCCCCCGGUAUCCUCUCCCUUUGGCAAUUCCAUCUUCUCUUCCGGCUGGUCCAGCAACCGAGAGAGGAGCAGCACUCUGCAGAGCAUCCAGUCGCAGCCUUCCAACGGUCCUGCAUCGCCCAACUCGUCUUUCUCUAGGGAUUCCCUCGCGGAUACCGACGUCAAGACUCUCGACUACCUCGGCCUCGUAGACACACCUCAGCCUGCCCGUGCCACCCUUGCCCCCUCUGAUAUCGAACUUCUCCUCGAGGGUCAAAGGAAUGCCUUUAGUCAAAAUCUCAACAAUACUGCUAAUCGAUUCCGCUCCUAUUCUGUCAAUGCUAAGGAGAAGUAUGCCGAUGACGAGGACGAACUUGACCCUGCUUACGCUGGCAACUACAGCGGCACGUUGACUCCCUCGGAUCAAGCGUAUGCCCUCCAGGAGGCUGUCCGUCAGCACAACCUCGAGGUGCAGGCCUUUGCCAACAUGGCGAACGCAUCGCGCCCGCGUGCCCGCACUGCUGGUGUCUUGGAUUCCCCCUCUUCGAGAUUGAUGCGUAGCUAUCUGCCAACUCCUUCCCGUCUGGACAGCAGCCUCACCGCAGCUGACUUGACGGAAGAGGCCGAGUACAAUCUUACCGAGGCCGUCAAGAAUCUACAGCUCGGUGGCAAGUCCACUCCCAACCUAGGUGAUGACAACACCUUGGAGGGCCCAACCCGUGCUCUAUGGCUCGGCAACAUUCCAUCUUCUACCACUGUUUCGUCGCUGAACGUCAUCUUCAACAACUAUGGCCCAAUUGAAUCCACCAGGGUGUUAACUCACAAGAACUGUGGAUUCGUCAACUUUGAAAACAUCGACAGUGCCGUUCAGGCCAAGUCUACACUCAACGGAAAGGAGAUCUUCCCCGGUGCAGGACCCGUCCGCAUUGGCUACGCAAAAGUGCCGAGUGCAGCACCAACACCCGGACCCGGUGGCCUAUAUCCGUCCCCCAGCCCAGAUCCUCACGCCAAAGCUCAAGGCGACAAUGCAACCAACGCAUCCGCAGGCAACGCUAACGCCAAUGGUGCCCGAGCUGAAAAUGUAACUGCACCAUUGACCACUCCCGAAUUGCCCGACAUCCGUGCCGACAUCGUCCAGAUCGUGAAAGACUUGGGCGCCACUGAUGAAGAGCAAACGAGCAUUGCCGCCCAUGUGGAGCAGGCCAUCCAGCAUGGUACAUACAUUGACGAGAUUCCUCCUAUCGAGGAACCUAGCCACAGCCGCGUUCACGAUGCCCCUCGCCUCCGUGAGAUUCGCAAGCGCAUUGACAACAAUUCUUGCUCUGCGGCUGAGAUCGAGGAGAUCGCAACCAACAUGCUACCGGAGAUUGCAGAGCUUGCCUCUGAUUAUCUAGGAAACACGGUGGUGCAAAAGCUCUUCGAGUACUGCUCUGAGCCCACCAAGGAGGCCAUGUUGCGCGAGAUUGCUCCUCAUCUCGCCAAGAUUGGCGUCCACAAGAACGGAACCUGGGCUGCCCAGAAGAUCAUCGACGUGGCCAGGACUCCGACUCUGCAGAAGAUGGUUGUUGACUCUCUCCGACCAUACGCAGUCUCUUUGUUCCUUGACCAAUUCGGCAACUACGUCAUGCAAGGUUGCCUCCGAUAUCAGACUCCGAUGAACAACUUCAUCUUUGAAGCCAUGCUGAACCGACUUUGGGAUCUCGCCCAAGGCCGUUUUGGAGCUCGUGCCAUGCGAGCUUGCUUGGAGAGCCAUUACGCCAGCAAGGAUCAGCAGCGUAUGGUCGCCGCUGCCAUUGCUUUACACAGUGUCCAGCUGGCUACUAAUGCCAAUGGCGCCUUGCUAUUGACUUGGUUCCUUGAUACCUGCACUUUCCCGCGUAGGCGAACCGUUCUCGCACCUCGCCUUGUGCCCCACCUCGUCCAUCUCUGCACACACAAGGUUGCCUACUUGACCGUCCUCAAGAUCAUCAACCAACGCAACGAGACCGAAGCACGCGACACCAUACUGCAGGCUUUGUUCUUCUCGCCCAACGAUCAAGUUUUGGAAGACAUUCUCGCGGACCAGAACUGUGGCGCCACUCUUAUCUUCAAGGUCUUGACCACUCCUUUCUUUGAUGAACAGAUCCGCGCAGACGUCGUCCAAAAUGUCCGCAAUGUUCUGGUACGCAUCAAGGCACAGCCAGCCCAGGGGUACAAGCGUUUGAUGGACGAGGUCAAUCUGUCCACUCGCACCGGAGGCGCCAGCGGUCACCGUGACCAUUCCGCCACCCGCCCAGGUUCCUCAAAGGACAGCCCCGCGAGCACCCACGCCGAUCCCGCCAUGCGACAGUUCUACCCUGGUGUGGCACCUGCUGGCUUUGAUCCAAUUGCACUUCAGCGCACUGCUAGCAUGGACUCGAACGGUCUGGAGCAAUUCCCCAUGGGUGUCAAUGGACCCAUGUUCAUGCCAGGAAUGGUCGCCACCACCCCACAACAGUUGCAAUACCAGCAGCUGCUCGCACAAGCCUCCAGGAAUGGUCAGUUCUAUCCCCAGAUGAACGGCUUUCAGCCGCCAGCUGGAGGCAUGGAUGGAUUUCGAAACAUGCCGCCCGGAGGUGCUCCAGGGUUCGCUGGAUCGCCAAUGAUGCAACCUGCUACCAUGGCCCAGGGCAUGGGUGGAGCACCAAUGUACCCAUACAACAUGUACGUUCCGCAACAGCAGCAGCAGGCCCAGCCCGUUGGCCGACGUGGACGACGGUAAUUGACAUCCAUGCCUCUUGCUGUCAUCGGUAGAACCUUUCACCGCCGCAUGACAUGAAAAAGUAUACUUUGGAUCUAUACAUUGUCGAAACCACCAACCCCUUGAUCAACAUUCAAUGCAUCAAUCUGAAUCGAUACAUACCCACGUCUGCCUUGUGUCUUUCAGCAAUUGUGUUAGCAUAUCGCAUUAGCAUUCUCGUCUCAAUUUCUCGCACCCCAAGAACAACGGCUCUGAUUUGCCACCAUCCACCGCCAUUUCCUUUGUCGUUUCAAGAGCUGCACAGGCAGAGAGAAGGGAGCAGGACUGCCUUAGCCUCUCGAACCA
Messenger RNA from Aaosphaeria arxii CBS 175.79, 4043 nucleotides. RefSeq lists its product as uncharacterized. Gene Ontology annotation, molecular function: RNA binding. The transcript has 3 exons. Bases 318 to 3719 code for a protein of 1133 amino acids. Lineage: Eukaryota; Fungi; Ascomycota; Dothideomycetes; Pleosporales. The record is from RefSeq and is a predicted model, not a curated record.